UACAGGAGAUGACCAGAGACUGCGGACACAGUUACAGGAGAUGACCAGAGACUGCGGACACAGUACAGGGGAUGACCAGAGACUGCGGACAGUACAGGAGAUGACCAGAGACUGCGGACACAGUACAGGGGAUGACCAGAGACUGCGGACACAGUACAGGAGAUUGACCAGAGACUGCGGACACAGUACAGGAGAUGACCAGAGACUGCGGACACAGUACAGGAGAUGACCAGAGACUGCGGACACAGUACAGGGGAUGACCAGAGACUGUGGACAGGGGAUGACCAGAGACUGCGGACACAGUACAGG
Molecule: messenger RNA, 309 nt
Organism: Staurois parvus
Lineage: Eukaryota; Metazoa; Chordata; Amphibia; Anura; Ranidae
Source: the annotation of a GenBank genome assembly